This is a messenger RNA of Cariama cristata (Red-legged seriema), 1980 nucleotides long. It is a transcript of the gene ARHGEF26, whose product is annotated as Rho guanine nucleotide exchange factor (GEF) 26. Gene Ontology annotation, biological process: activation of GTPase activity. The record is from RefSeq and is a predicted model, not a curated record. Gene Ontology annotation, molecular function: protein binding; guanyl-nucleotide exchange factor activity. NCBI's taxonomy places the organism in Eukaryota, Metazoa, Chordata, Aves, Cariamiformes, Cariamidae. The transcript has 15 exons. Bases 1 to 1980 code for a protein of 659 amino acids.
AUGCCCUCCCAGGGCAGCCGGGUCUCCAAAACAACGGAAAAAGUGCUGCCGGGAGCCCCCCUGCUUUCCCCGGCGCAAGGCGUGACCCCCCCGGGGCCGGCGCCCCCUCAGGACCAGCCCGCCGUCCUGAGCACCAACAGCCCCGCCGCUCUCAAAGUGGGCACGCACCAGAUCAUUCCCAAGAGUUUGGCUUCCGAAAUCAAGGUGACGAGCAAAGGCACCGGCCAGAAUGCGGAGACGAGCAAGAGGGUGCUGAAGGUGCGCAGCAUGGUGGAGAGCCUCAGCGUGCCGUUGGUGGCCGAUGCUGAGGAAGAGGCCGAGGGCGACUCGGACAGCCCGGGCUCCCUGAGGCGCGGCCUGCGGUCCACGUCCUACCGCAGGGCCGUGGUGAGCGGCGUGGACUUGGACGGCUCUUCUAAUUUUAAGAAAAAAAACAGAAUGUCCCAGCCCGUACUUAAAGCAGUUGUCGAAGAUAAAGAGAAAUUUUCGAGCCUGGGGAGGAUAAAGAAGAAAAUGCUGAAAGGACAAGGGACGUUUGAUGGGGAAGAAAAUGCUGUAUUGUAUCAGAACUAUAAAGAAAAAGCUCUUGACAUAGAUUCUGAUGAAGAGUCGGAGCCCCGAGAGCAGAAGUCAGAUGAAAAGAUUGUUUUUCACUAUAAGCCCCUGAGAUCAACAUGGAGUCAGCUGUCCGUUGUAAAGAAGAACGGGUUAUCAGAAGCAAUCAGCCAGGAAGAAAGAAAAAGACAGGAGGUACUCUUUAAAAAUGUGUUUGGGUCAUGCCUCACAAUGACCAAAACAGAGAGCCAUCACCUUUUCUCCAAUAUCACGGAUGUUUAUGAAGCAAGCAAAAAGUUCUUUAAUGAACUUGAAGCAAGACAUCAGAACAACAUCUUUAUUGAUGAUAUUAGUGAUAUAGUUGAAAAGCAUACUUCUUCAACGUUUGAUCCGUAUGUAAAAUACUGCACCAAUGAAGUCUAUCAGCAACGAACACUGCAGAAAUUACUAGCCACAAAUCCAGCAUUUAAAGAGGUGUUAUCACGGAUCGAGUCCCAUGAAGAUUGCCGGAAUCUACCAAUGAUCUCUUUCCUCAUUCUUCCUAUGCAGAGAGUUACUCGUCUUCCCCUACUGAUGGAUACUAUUUGUCAGAAAACUCCUAAGGAUUCAUCAAAGUAUGAGAACUGCAAGCAAGCUCUGAAAGAAGUGAGCAAGCUGGUGCGUUUAUGCAACGAAGGUGCUCGGAAAAUGGAAAGGACAGAAAUGAUGUACACAAUUAACUCCCAGCUGGAAUUUAAAAUCAAGCCAUUUCCAUUGGUUUCCUCUUCACGAUGGUUAGUGAAAAGGGGUGAAUUAACAGCAUAUGUGGAGGACACUGGACUCUUUUCUAAAAGAACUUCUAAGCAGCAAGUGUACUUCUUCCUCUUUAACGAUGUCCUCAUUAUCACCAAGAAGAAGAGUGAAGAGAGUUACAACGUCACAGAUUAUUCUUUAAGGGACCAGCUGGUGGUACAACAAUGUGAUGGUGAGGAGCUGACUUCUUCUCCUGUAAAGAACGCUUCAGCUAUGCUCUACUCGCGGCAGAGUUCUGCAGCUCACCUCUUCAGGCUCACGGUCCUCAGUAACCACGCAGGAGAGAAGGUGGAGAUGCUCCUGGGAACGGAGACUCAGAGUGAGAGAGCUCGCUGGAUCACAGCGCUUGGACGGGACAGAGACGGGCAGAAAACGGACAGGACAAUGUUGACUCAGGUAGAGAUCAUCAGAACGUACACAGCAAAGCAGGCAGAUGAACUGUCUCUUCAAGUUGCUGAUGUUGUUUUGGUUUAUCAAAAAGUAAAUGAUGGUUGGUAUGAAGGGGAACGGCUGCGGGAUGGCGAAAGAGGUUGGUUUCCCAUGGAGUGUGCUAAAGAAAUCACGUGUCGUGCCACGAUUGACAAGAACAUGGAACGGAUGGGGCGCUUACUUGGCCUUGAAACCAACGUGUAG